AGGACUGAACCCACUGCGAGCGCGCGACACCGACGUCCUCCGUGAAAAACAACGGCAGCACGACCACUUGUCAGGGAUGAGAUGCUGUAGCCUGACAUUGUUUGCUGGUGGCUCUCAAUAAUAUCUGGAGGAUGGACUGUCGGGGAGCCGUGCCUGCGAUAUGCGCCGCUUGUCUCAUUGGCGUAGUGCUGAGCCAGACCACACUUACGCCUGCUGUGAUGAACACCACUCUCAUCGAGGAUGUGACCAGUCUGACUCCAACUCCCGUGAUUCUCAGCAGCACAACCACAGGCUGCUUCGCCUUCAACACUUCUACUUGUGAGCCCUGUGCACCAGGAUCGCAGUACGACAACAGCACCUUGCUGUGUGCGUGCUGCUCCGACCCCGGGCUGUGUCUAUUUCCUGGAGCCUGCCUGCCAUGCGCCAGAGGUUUCUAUCAGCCACUAGCUGGACAGCAGCAGUGUCUGCCCUGCAACCGUGGCUCCUACACAAAUUUCACUGGAAGUCCAUUAUGUCAACCCUGCCCUCCUGGAUCUUUCAACAAUAACACUGGCAGAGACAGUUGCACAAGUUGUUCACCAGGUUCCUUUUCAUCGCAGCAGAGCUCCACCUCAUGCACACCGUGUGCACUGGGAAGCUUUUGCAACUCCUCUGGUUGUCCUCAGUGCCAGAUGUGUCCUGGAGGGACAGAAGCUCUACAAACCGCUGCUAAAGACUGCACACCGUGCCGGCCAGGCAUGCACAAGGCCCCCCAUCAGACUAUGUGUCAAAUCUGCAGCAGUGGCUUCUUCCAGAUCCACUGGGGCCAGGAAAGCUGUGAUGUAUGCCCCGAGAACCACUACUGCCCUAGUCCAGAUGUGAACCCCAUUCAGUGUCCCAGCGAUGCAUUUUGUCCAAAGGGCAGUCUGGCUCCAGGCUACUGCAUGGAGACAUUCUUCCGCAAAGCAGGGGACACUUGUGAACUGGCUCCUGUCACUAUUGCUCUUUUAGUUAUUGGAGGAGGAGUGGCCUUACUCUUCAUCAUUUUACUGGUACUACGUCGACGGAGGGACGUUGAUGGAGAGCUGAAUGCAGCCCGAGCUCCGUUAUUACGCAAGGAGCGACCUCAGGGACGAUACUAUGGGAUGCCCUGUGAUGCUGAACCUGUGUAUGCUGGCUGGUGAACCAAAAGAACUCACCUUAGCUCUAUAGUCUCCAUAUGGGUCCCAACUAAAGACAAAUGAACUGAUAGAAGAAGACUGAUGAUGAAAUCCUGGACUGGUGUCUUGGAAGUACUUCGACAAUCCACCAGCUUAGCCUUUGUGGUGCAUUUGAAUAUAUUAUUGAGAAAUAGAAGUCGACUCUUUUGUGGAUUCUUGUAGUUUGACACUGUUACAGUUGUUCCUCUCAGAGAUGAACACUCUAGAUUAUCAGAUUAUGAGAAGUAUGCUGGAACAGUGAUAACGAGCAGUGUGCCUUGACUGGGUGGGAACCUCUCUCGCACUUUUUUUUACAGAGGUAAUUGAUUUACUUUGCAUUUGUGUGUUGGUAGGCCCGUGUGUGCCUCCAUUAGUUCGUGUAGUUCUGCAAUUAAAGAGAGGUGCAAACUGUUGCUGAUGCCUUGUGUUUUUUAAUGCACAUUGUGCUGUCUGCAGUUUCAUUUAUACCUUUGCUUAAUGUUUUUCAUCUGCUUUUUUAAGGUUAUAUUUGUAUGUUUUAAAGGAAAAUAAAUAAAAUGAUUAACUGGA
Messenger RNA from Chelmon rostratus (copperband butterflyfish), 1727 nucleotides. Its product is annotated as sushi, von Willebrand factor type A, EGF and pentraxin domain-containing protein 1. The coding region runs from base 132 to 1163 and encodes 343 amino acids. NCBI's taxonomy places the organism in Eukaryota, Metazoa, Chordata, Actinopteri, Chaetodontiformes, Chaetodontidae. The transcript is spliced from 9 exons. The record is from RefSeq and is a predicted model, not a curated record.